AUGUUUGCUAACAGCGGCCAUCUUGAAAAAACAGUUUUACUGUUUUCCUUAUACACUGUUUCUUCGUUGAUUUUUUAUCAUUGUAAAUACUUCUGUAUUUCAACCUUUCUUUCAGACUUUAUCAAUCGAAUUCUGUCUUUAUUUAUCUAUCUAUCUAUCUAUCUAUCUAUCUAUCUAUCUAUCUAUCUAUCUCAGUUAUUUCAAUUAGUCUUUCUUUAUUUCCUUAUGCAUUUUUCUUUUACCUACUUUUCCGUUCUUUUUUCUUUUUCUUUCCUGCAUUUCAUUAUUCAAUUAUUUUCUUUAUUUCUCUUCUUCCCUGCUUUUCUCUCUAUUUCUUAUUUUCCGCCAUUUCUUUUUUUUCUCUUUUCUCUUCCUUCUCCUGUUCCUUCUUUAGCCCACUUUUUUCUUUGCUUUCUCUUAUUCCUUCUUUACUCUUUCCUUCUUGUUCUUUACCCUUGUUUUUUGCUUUUGUUCAUUUUACUCCCAGUCUUUCGUUCGUUGAAUUAUUGUGACCAGCUUUUCGGUCACAUUGUCAUAUUACAUCACUCACUUCAGUCUAUAAUUGUCAUAUAUAAUACGAAUAUAUAUCUAUCUAUCUAUCUAUCUAUCUAUCUAUCUAUCUAUCUAUCUAUCUAUCUCAGCAUUAUUAUUUACCACGAGAUCAAAUCGACUUUCCUUUCUUCUUAUGACAAUAACACAGCUCAGAUGACCGAGCCAGAAAUCGAUAUCAACAAUUAUGUUACAAUUAUGUUUCUGUGA
Messenger RNA from Acanthosepion pharaonis, 759 nucleotides. The record is from the annotation of a GenBank genome assembly. Lineage: Eukaryota; Metazoa; Mollusca; Cephalopoda; Sepiida; Sepiidae.